This is a messenger RNA of Moneuplotes crassus, 2184 nucleotides long. Lineage: Eukaryota; Ciliophora; Spirotrichea; Euplotida; Euplotidae. The record is from the annotation of a GenBank genome assembly.
AAAAAAUAUAUAAUGGAGGUCCGAAGAAGGGGAACCUUGGGUAAUGAAGAAGAGAGUGAAUGUAAGAAGAUUAAAGAUAGCAGCUUGAUGAACCAACUUUAUUUGAACAAACCUGAAAUACGGCCUGGGUCAAGCCAUCAUGGGAGGGCUGGAAUUCCUGAUACCUUUACUCCUCCAUGCCGGAGUCGGUGGUCGAAGAAAGAACUAGUUUCAGAGAUCUGUGAGCAACUUGCGUCUAAAAAUGGAAGACAUGCAAAUGGAAAGCAAGGGAGAGUAGACUCACUUGGGUAUUAUAAUAAGAACACCAAUAGUUGUGCAAACUCUAGUUUUAGAAAGCCAAAAUCUUCUCACAAGAAUUCUAGGGAUGUAAACAGAGUGAACUCAGGAUCAAAUUCUUCGAAACACCAUAAAGUAUCCAAAGGAUCUCAUGGUCGAUCAAAAAUCAAGAGUGAGAAUAAGAAGAAGAGAAGGGAUCAUAGAUGUGGUUCAAGCAUAGCCCCACAUAAGCUCAACAGGUCGCUUUUUGGAACAGAAAAUGAAUCAAUUCAUCUGGAUAAAAGGAGGUCAAGCAAGAAGAUUAGUGUUAGAAGCAGGUCAAAGUCAAAGAAAUCUCCUAAAGCGAAGAAGUUUGAGGAGUCUUUUGCCAAUACUUCAUUUCACAAUACUAAUCUGGAUAUGUCUCAAAUGUUUAAUUAUUACUCAAAUUAUCCAACGAAGAACUUUCUAAAGAGCUGUACUGGGAAUCACUCUAAAGAGAAGAAUAAUUGAAGAAAACUAAGUAAAAAUCUGAAUAAAGCCUAUCGCUCUUAUAUUUCCAACAAAGUGCCUAAGAAAGGGAAAAGCAAGAGUAAAGGAAGGCAGCCUUAUAUUAUCGUACAGACCCAAAAUAAAAAAUCUAAGAAUGUUCCGAUAGUAUUGGACUCAUCUCAGGGAAGGCAUAAUAAGUCUUCAAAUAAAGGAAAGAGUAAAAACUCAAGAAAGUCAAGUACGAACCCAAAAAUUGCUGCGAGUAUCAAAGACUGGACCGAUGCGAGGUAUACAAGAAUGGAUUUGCAUGACCAGUAUAAUUCUCCUAAGAAAUUUAAGGAAGCUAAGAAGCUAUCUACAAGUUAUUGAUUAUACCCAAAAGGCAUUAACCCUACUGGUCAGAGAAAGAAAUCAGGCAAAAGGUCUAGGUGCCGUGAUGAGAAUAUCAGCAGAGCUAAGUCCAAGGAUAGGGAUGAUCGGAAGAAUUCCAAGUGAAAUAGUGCAAUCAGUACUUAUCAAAAUAGCAUCAUGAGGAAAGACCAGUCGCCUGUUUCAUUUUUCUGCCCAGAAAAUUCUCAGCUAAAUGAGGAUGCUCUCAUAAUGGAUAGAAUGCAAGAAAAUAUGAAGCUUACAACUCAGAUUAAGAAGCUUGGAAAAGAUUUAAAGAAAGAUAUAAAAUCCAUUGAUUCUAAAUGAAAUAAAGCAAAAAGGUCGGUGAAUACACCCGUGUAUUCCACUAAGAUAGAGGAAGAGAAAAUAAACUGUGCGCUACAGACUCUCUUCCAGAUUUCCGAGUUGGAUCCUUUCUCAAGCAAACUCUUCAGCAUUAUAAAGGAAGGAGUGGAAGGUUGUAUUCAGAACCUUGAAUGAAGGGAGAAGCAUAAAAACAUCCAACUCCAGGGAACUCUUAAGAAAACGGAGGAAGAACUUAAUAAAGAGAAAAUAGAGAAAGAAUUACUUGAGUGUCAGUACACUGAAAUGCAACAAAGGAUUAAGAAGAUGCAUAAGCUUGAUAAGGAGUAUAAGAAGUUGAGGCUCCAGCUAGCUCAACAUAAGGACCAGGAACACAAAUUCAACGAACAAAUUAACUGGCUUCAUGGCAGAGAGCAGGAGGUUAUUAAAAGAUUAGAUCUAGGUGAAAUUGACCUCCUGACUGAUAGGCUUGGGGUUUUUGGUGUAGAAGUAGAGAAGGAAGAACCCAAGCCGAUGAAAAAGAACCCUGUGCCUCCUAUUGACAUGGAAAAAGUAAGACUGACGAAAGAACAGGACGAAUAUGAGGAUGAAGAAGAGGAAGAGGAGGAAGAAGAUGCCAAAGCACAUAAACAGUACCUAGAAGUCAGUAGUGCAGUGAAGUCCUCUGAUCAAAGAGAAGAAGAUCUGAAGAAGAGAAAGGAGAAGGUCCUUUCUCUCUUAAAUGAAACUUUCCAGGAAAAUUAA